Messenger RNA from Tilletiaria anomala UBC 951, 723 nucleotides. RefSeq lists its product as uncharacterized. The transcript has 3 exons. The record is from RefSeq and is a predicted model, not a curated record. Bases 1 to 723 code for a protein of 240 amino acids. Lineage: Eukaryota; Fungi; Basidiomycota; Exobasidiomycetes; Georgefischeriales; Tilletiariaceae.
AUGAACGUCGACGAGAGCGUUGACCGCCUGCUCGCAAUGCUCGAACGCGAAGGCGUACCCAGCGUCGAGCCGCCCCUCAGCAUCAUGGACGCGCCCAACUGCUACUUCUUCUCUUUGAGCACCGUUGGUAUGUCCAAGGCGGUCAUGUCGACGCAGACUAACGCGUAUGAACAGACCCACGCGCUGUUCUCCGCGCCUGGCUUCACUUCCUUCAGCGAGAGGAACUGGCCACCGGACAUGUCCUUCCCGCCGGAGGUGACGCCCCUUAAGCCUGGCGAGCUUGCCAUGCUGACCCUGUCCUUCUUCCACAUGGACGGGGACGGCAUGGGGGGCCUCUCAUUUGACAUCGGCGUCCUCCUCCGCAUCAUUGACCGUGAAAAGCUCUGCCGAGGAAUGGCGGUGUCGCCAAUGCUCCUGUCGCUCGUGUGCUCGCCUAACCUGCACAAGAGACCUACUCACUCGGUCAACCGCUUUCUCACCGGUGAUGCUCCCCUCGGGCCUGACUUGCACAACGAGGCGAAGAUCGUGUUCGGCUGCCCCUUCAGGCAGGUGUGGGGUGCGUCCGAGGCGACAGGGGCCGUGAUGCACGCCGCUCCGUUCGGCCUGGAUAAGGGCGGCCAGCUCUUUCCCGGAAGUUCUGGUAAACCCGUCGUCGGAGUUGGGUUCCACAUCGUAAAUGCCGGUGGGGACACGCGCGAGCGCACCAACCUCCCGCCUGGCUAG